AUGUCGGCGGGUGGUGAGCAUUUAAAGGAUGAGGGCAAUCGAACUCAAGUGGUGGCCGCAGGUGCCAUAGCCGGGCUCGUUUCGAGAUUCUGCAUCGCACCUCUAGAUGUCGUGAAGAUUCGGCUACAGCUGCAGAUCCAUUCCCUGUCUGAUCCUCUAUCACACCGUGAUGUCAAGGGCCCAAUAUACAAGGGAACCAUCUCGAGUCUUGUCGCAAUAGCGCGGCAGGAAGGCAUAACAGGUCUCUGGAAAGGAAACAUUCCCGCUGAAAUCCUCUACAUCUGUUAUGGCGGAAUCCAAUUCACCGCGUAUCGCAGUGUCACGCAACUUCUACACCUCCUGCCCCCGCAACACCGAGUCCCCAGCCCAGUUGAAUCAUUUAUAAGCGGCGCCACGGCAGGCGGCGUAGCAACGGCUUCAACGUACCCGUUCGACCUGUUACGUACCCGCUUUGCAGCCCAGGGGAAUAACAAAGUGUACAAUUCCCUUGUGUCUUCUGUGCGAGAUAUAUACCGCUAUGAAGGAGCAGGCGGGUUCUUCCGUGGUGUUAGUGCGGCGGUCGCUCAAGUUGUUCCAUACAUGGGACUGUUUUUCGCUGCAUAUGAAGCGCUGAGGAAACCGAUAAGUAGUGUUGAUUUACCGUUUGGGUCAGGAGAUGCUACAGCCGGUAUGAUUGCGAGUGUUAUGGCGAAGACGGGCGUGUUUCCGCUGGAUCUAGUUAGGAAGCGGUUGCAGGUUCAGGGACCCACGAGGUCGAAGUAUGUGCAUGUGAAUAUACCCGAGUAUCAUGGUGUGGCAAGCACUAUCCAGACUAUCGUGAGGACACAGGGUGUUAGGGGGUUGUAUAGGGGAUUGACGGUGAGUUUGAUCAAGGCUGCCCCGGCAAGUGCUGUGACUAUGUGGACGUAUGAGAGGGUGAUGGCGGUGUUGAAGGAACUGGAUUCCGAGUAG
Messenger RNA from Trichophyton rubrum CBS 118892, 951 nucleotides. Its product is annotated as mitochondrial thiamine pyrophosphate carrier 1. Gene Ontology annotation, cellular component: mitochondrial inner membrane. NCBI's taxonomy places the organism in Eukaryota, Fungi, Ascomycota, Eurotiomycetes, Onygenales, Arthrodermataceae. Gene Ontology annotation, molecular function: thiamine transmembrane transporter activity. The transcript has 4 exons. The record is from RefSeq and is a predicted model, not a curated record. Bases 1 to 951 code for a protein of 316 amino acids. Gene Ontology annotation, biological process: thiamine pyrophosphate transmembrane transport.